CUCUGUAAGUGGUAGUUUUGUCACAUUGGGCUUCAAUUGUUGUAAAUUUAUCACUUAGUACUUCAUAUGUAGUACAUUUAUUAUUUGUGGUUUCAUUAACUGCGAAUUUCUCACUCAAAGCUGUUUCGUUUUUCUAACUUUGGGACAACCAUAACAAGCUAAACGGCGAACAUCACUUCGAUGUUUAAUUAAUAGAAAGUCCCUCAGCGAUAAAACCAUGUCAACAUAAUCUAAUUAACAUGUUCAUACGUACUUUCAUAAAAAAACCUUAUUUAACGUCAGUGGCUCAUUGUAGUUAAUGUUUUAGCGAAAGAUUUAAGGCUCCCCAUGUGGAGUUUGUGCGCGCAUUUCUGAUUCCGCUGGUCAUUGUGCUGCUAGGACACACGACUGUGCUGCGCUAAGUAUCCCGCGCUUUAAGAUAAAAGCGGGCUUUGGCUUUAGAAGUAAAAUACUUUUAAUUCUUAGGAAAAUACUGACAUAAAGUUACAUGUAUAAAAUAAACAUAGGGGAGACAUGGGUUCAAUGGCCUAACGUUGCCACGUAGGAAGUCAAACAUGGCGAAUGCGUGUAACAAUGCUUUAAUAGACAAUAAAUCAGUUAGGAGCAAAAGAGUGUGUGCUUAUGACAUUUGCUUGCCAUUGUAAUUCUUGUUCCAUUUAUAUGGCCCAAAUAUUUAUGAUAUGUAUAAUUUAUCAAGAGAAGGAAAGCUUUCUUAGCCUUUUUAAUCCAUACUUAAAUUUUAGGUUUGUUGUUCCACCGUUACAGAAAAAUGCAAGAAAUUUGAUUAAGCCAUUUCUGCUAAUCUAUCUCAAGAAAAUAAUUCCGGCUGAACACCGUGUGCUAAUUCGAAUACUUAAAACUCUACAACAAACACUCUAUUGUUCAUAAUGUCUUUUCAGCAUUUUUUCCUGUAUUGCAAUCAGUGAUAAAAAUAGCAUGCAUAUUUUCUAGACGUGGGGUUAUUGUAUACUUUAUAUCUGUUUCUAUAAUAUUUAUAACAUAUAAUAGAAUGUCCCAGUUUUUAGACAUGCAUACUUUUAUCAUUAAAUCUCUUUUAACAGUUGGAUAUCUAAGAAGAGGCCUUGUGAAAUGUUUUAUAAAAUAGUUAACAUACAAGAUAAAACAUUCGCCGUUGUGUUGACUUUGAGCGAACAGCGGUAUAAAUCUUCCGCGGCCAAGACAUCAACAUUUAAGGAAGCGAGGAUUUGAUUUUGUUAAUAAUUUGCUAUUAUUUACUUACAUCUGAACAAGGAAACUCGACAUAAAGUUUCAUAUUUUAAUUUUUAUUUUACACAAAAAAUUAUGUCUGGUAGCUUAACUGCAUUCGAUAUCAACAAAUUUCGCGAAGCUUUCCGAUUAUUUGAUACGAAAAAUAGCGGGAAAAUUAGCCAAUCUCAAUUGGCUGAAGUAUUAAGUAAAAUUGGUUAUAACGCAGAGGAUCAGGAAUUUAGAACACGCUUAAAUGAAAUCGACACGGAUGGUAACGGUGAAAUUGAUUUCGAAGAAUUUAUAAAAGUUGUCGUGGAAAGCGAUUCCAAGGAAGACGACACCUUAAAAACUGAAUUUCGUGUUUUUGACAUUAACAAUGAUGGCUUUAUAUCUCAACAAGAACUUAUUUCUGUUUUGAAUACACUUGGUAUGAAUCUUAAUGAAAAGCAAGUCAGUGAUAUGAUUCAAUGUAUAGAUAAAGAUGGAGAUGGCCGCAUUAACUACAAUGAGUUUCUGACGUUGAACAAGGUUUUUUUACGAAAGUAAGUGUGGACAUGUUAAUUAGAUUAUGCUUUUAUCGCCGGGAGUCUUUCUAUUAAUUUUAACAGAAGCUAAUAAUUAGCAAAAGAAAAGAUCAAUACCUUGUUUUUUUUAUUAUUUUUCUUUAUACAUUUUGUUUUUGUUUAUUUCCAUAUUAUUGUAAACUGUAAAUCUAGCUAAACAGAAGAACGCAAAACUCUCUCUUUCUUUAUAAGCAUAUCUCUAAAAAAAACAGCAGUUUUAUACUGAGGAGCUUUAAAAGUUGUCCAUGAAUCUCUUUAUAUUUUUGAAAAAUCUUUACUGAUGGUUAACGGUAUAUUUUUGUAUAAAUGUGCAUAAGAAACAUUCAUCUUGCAUUUUUAUAUUCAUACAGAACGAUUUUUAUACUUACCUAAAACUUCUCCUACUUGCUAUGCCCUUAAAUUUUAAUAUACUGCAAAUGAGAAUCAAAUAACACAAUUUUUAUUUGUUACCACAAAUUUUCGUUCAGAUAAAUUUAGUAACUAGUCUUUAUACCGCAUCACGUGCCUCUCGCUACUUGCGCAGCUAAGCUACCCAGACAGACGUAUACGGGUAUUAUAAUAUAAAUAUCAUGUCUUAUUUUAUAUGUUAUUCUCACACUGUAGAUCUUAUCAAAAUCAGCAAAUAAAUAAAUAUAUAUUAUGUAAGACUAUAUAUGUUUUCUAAGUCUUUUGGCUUUGGCCUCUUAAUUUAGAAGACAUGAAAAGAUAAUGCCUAAUACCUAUUGCAUUAAGCCCACACUGUGAAAAUCCUUAAAUGCCAAUUAACGUUCUUAUUAAUAGCUAAUGUCACUUAUUAUUUGUCUCAUGUUGUUUUUGAGAGUGGUGAAUGCAAGCCACGCGACGUGAUACUAAUAUUGCUACGUAUGUCAAAGCUUUGUGUG
Molecule: messenger RNA, 2653 nt
Organism: Hydractinia symbiolongicarpus
Lineage: Eukaryota; Metazoa; Cnidaria; Hydrozoa; Anthoathecata; Hydractiniidae
Exons: 1
Coding region: 1303-1755 (150 amino acids)
Molecular function (GO): calcium ion binding
Source: RefSeq, a predicted model, not a curated record